Styela clava is the source of this 3051-nucleotide messenger RNA. Its product is annotated as transcription factor Sox-2-like. Gene Ontology annotation, cellular component: nucleus. Lineage: Eukaryota; Metazoa; Chordata; Ascidiacea; Stolidobranchia; Styelidae. Gene Ontology annotation, biological process: positive regulation of transcription by RNA polymerase II; brain development; negative regulation of transcription by RNA polymerase II. Gene Ontology annotation, molecular function: DNA-binding transcription activator activity, RNA polymerase II-specific; RNA polymerase II cis-regulatory region sequence-specific DNA binding. The record is from RefSeq and is a predicted model, not a curated record.
UAUCGUGCUUGCUUCGCUUUUUUCGCGAGCACGCGAUCGUCGGACUACUCGCCGAGAGAGAAGUCGCUCUCGCAUAAAGAGAUCGCUUAUUCGUUGCUACUCGUCAGUUGCAUUUCUGAAGCCUUUGUUAAGGGAGCUCGUGAAUAAGAUUUUCUAUUGAAUAAUCUUUUGUGGUAGCGUAGACAAUCGGUUGUUAAAUUUGAAAGCUUUUCAUUGAAUGUCAGUAACAAGGCAGAAACCAUUGAAUUAUGGGCUUAUUCUAAUCUGUUGUUUCUAGGAAGGCAUUACCUGAAAAGACUAUUGUUUUGAGUAUGUUUGCAAAAGAAUACAAACGCCUUUGAUUAAUAUUCAUCGUAAAAUUUUAGUUUGCCUUUGUAUAGAAUAGAAAACAGAAAUUUUAAUAUUUGAAUAGAUGUAUUUAUGUUCAUGUUACAAAUGAGUUGUGAAUUGAUCUUUGUAUUUUUAUAUCACGUCUAACAUUUUGAUAUAUUUUUAUAGUUACUAUAUUUCAAUUUCAACCAUUUUUAAACCUUAAAAAAUAUAUGUUAGCCGUCGACUCUCAAGCUGCCGCUGCCGGUUGGAUGCAGAUUCCAUACGCAACAGGAGCUCCUGGCGUUCCGGUGGUACCGGCAAACACUCAUCUACCACCUCCACCACCCAUUUCUGGGGACGGAUCACUCAUGCAACACUCCAACUUAAAGCCAGUUUACUCCAGCUCAAGUCAGAUUUCGCCGAUGAGCGGACAAAUGACACAUAUGCAGCAUAAUGCGCCAAGUUCGGGAACAACAAACAAAACUUCGCAAGAACAGAGAGUAAAAAGGCCGAUGAAUGCUUUCAUGGUGUGGUCACGUGGACAAAGACGAAAAAUGGCGCAGGAAAAUCCGAAAAUGCAUAAUUCAGAAAUAUCAAAACGUUUAGGCGCUGAAUGGAAACUUUUGUCUGAGACCGACAAGAGGCCGUUCAUUGACGAGGCAAAACGAUUGAGGGCUUUGCACAUGAAAGAACACCCUGACUACAAAUACAGACCACGUCGCAAAACAAAAGCCAUACUAAAGAAAGACAAGUAUGGAAGCAACAUCCUACCGCAAUCGUCUACUGCACAGGCAGCCUCGUCUCUGGGUCGAAGUCAGCUGGGUGGAGGCAUCGAAUAUCAACAUCUUAACGGAUACGGCGCCUACCCAGCGAUGAUAUCACCUCAAGAUCACUAUGCGUCUCAGGGAUACGGUUCGGCGGCGGGACAAGGUGCGGUUAGUCAUCUAACUCCAAGAUACGAUAUGUCAAUGUACUACACUCCUUAUACCACAGCAGCAUCGUCGAUCGCAAGCAUGGGCAAUCCCAGUCCUUCACAACUAAAUGGAUACCACCCACCACCUGCGUCAUAUUCUUUGCCGCACCCUCCUUUAGCCGGCACACCUCCGUACGGAAGCGUUAUUCAUCCGGGUAGCACACAUUCCGGAAGCGUGAAGUCUCCAGAUACAAGUCCCGGAGGAGUAGGACACCAAACUCCGGGUUGUCAUUCUGCAUCAAGUCCAACACAACACCAUCCACAAAUUCCAGGACAACCUCAACAAGGCGGCCAAAUUCAAAGCAUGAUCAGCAUGUAUCUGCCACAUGGCGGUGAGCAAGCAGGUGCGACACCAGUACCCUCGAGCAGUCCAGGCAUGGAUACUACAAGGCUGGCACAGAUGCAACCUGCGCAUCACUAUUCAAUGGUUCCUCUCGCAACUGGUGCACACAUUCCUCAAAUGCACUCGAUGUGAAGCAUGUACUAAGAGAUAAUGAUGAGAGGGUACUAAAACAAAAAUAUGGGACAGGGAUCAGCGCGUGGUGAGUCGGAGAUGGCAAAGACUGUAGUACAAGGUGGCCCGGUGUUAUCACCCGGAAAGUUCAUUAUAGUUUUGAGUAUAGCGAAAUGAUUUCUUUACCUUGUAGCUAACACAACCAAUACAUUACAUAUUGCGAAAUUUGUUCUACCAUUCGAACAGUUUGUGUGAAUAAUACACAUUUGUCACACUUUCAACCCCCUAAACAGUGCUGUAUUCCCGCCAAUCCGAAGCAGUUUCUGCUCAACUUAGGAAGCGCUGUGGCUGAUAUCAAAGCCCAUAUUGAAAGCUGUAUUUUAUUAUCGUAAGUAAGUUAUGGAGUGCCUUGAUUUUUACCAUUUUAUAUAACAUUGCUUGCUUUUGAUUGUAGAGAGUGGUAGCAUACUUGAUGCCUUACACGUUUUCUGUACUUUAUUUUUGUUUCAUUUUAAUUUUGUAUUUGACCUUUUUUUUAAUUUGGUGCUCUUUGUUUUCGACUGUCGCGACAUUACUAGUCCGUAAAAGAGUCGAGUAUGGCGCGACGACCGUUUUCCGUAGUAGUUCCAUCGAACCAACAACCAUUUUGGGUCGCUUCAAGUUCUUUCCUUGUGAAAACCUUCAACUACAUUUUUAUUCCAAAACAUAAUAUGAAUUGUAAUUUGUUAAACGGGUUUUAUUUCUUUUUCCACAAUUUGACGAACGAUUUGAGUGAAAAAACAAUCUUCUUCAACUGCAUGAUACUUCGGUCGUCGAUUUUGUUUCACUGUAAUUCAUAAUGCAAAAACGUACUGUGUGCUUUUUCCAAUUUUUGGCGAAUCCACUCGAAGUGUGAUACAUCACCUCUUCAUUAUCGAUUGGAUAUGAUCGAGGUAAUAUAUCCCACCUCGAAAGAGGAUAGCCUGUAUUGCAAACCAUAUUGCUUUUGAACAUUCAUUGCAAACAUCGCUAUUUUUAUUGCUUUAAGUUAUUAUCUUACUAAUAAUUAAUAAUAAUUAAUUAAUAAACCUCCCCUACACUGUAUUUUGUUGAUCAUCUCAAUGUCAUCAAACUCACUAACUCGAAAAAUAAGAUAAUAGUAAAUUAAAAAUAUUGUUAUUCAGCUGCGAGGUCGGCUAAUAAAUUCCCAUAAAAUUUCCUAUUUGCAUUCCUAUUCUUAUUUUUUUUUAUUUCAGUUUAAUUCACUGGCUGUUGAGCGGCUCAUUGGUACUUUUAUUUGUUAUGAUGAAAUAAAUAAAAAUCAAAAAAUGUA